Molecule: messenger RNA, 1491 nt
Organism: Pseudomassariella vexata
Lineage: Eukaryota; Fungi; Ascomycota; Sordariomycetes; Amphisphaeriales; Pseudomassariaceae
Product: aldehyde dehydrogenase
Exons: 3
Coding region: 1-1491 (496 amino acids)
Molecular function (GO): aldehyde dehydrogenase (NAD+) activity
Source: RefSeq, a predicted model, not a curated record
AUGGCUUUGACAACAGAGCUCAAGACGCCAAUCACUGGCCCUUUCCAACAACCCAUCGGCUUGUUCAUCAACAAUGAGUGGGUUGAGAGUAUCGAUAAGAAGACCAUCGAGGUCAUCAAUCCUACGACCGAAGAGGUUAUCUGCUCCGUUGCGGAAGCCACCGAAAAGGAUGUCGAUAUCGCAGUUGCCGCCGCCCGCAAGGCUUUCGAGGGCGAGUGGAGAACGACUACCCCCCAACAGCGCGGCAUUUACAUGUUCAAGCUUACUGAGCUUGUUGAAAAGAACAAGGAGCUGUUGGCUGCUGUCGAGUCGCUUGACAACGGAAAAUCUAUUAGCAUGGCGAGAGGCGACGUUGGUGCCGUCAUUGGCUGCCUGAGAUAUUAUGCUGGCUGGGCCGACAAGAUCGAAGGCAAGACGAUUGACAUCAACCCUGAAACCUUCACAUAUACCAGACACGAGCCGAUUGGUGUCUGCGCGCAGAUCAUUCCCUGGAACUUUCCUCUCCUUAUGCUGGCCUGGAAGAUCGCCCCUGCGCUUGCAACGGGCAAUACAGUUGUUCUCAAGACCGCCGAGCAAACCCCGCUCUCGGGUCUCGUGUUUGCCAACUUGAUCAAGGAGGCAGGUUUCCCUGCUGGUGUUUUGAACAUCAUCUCUGGUCUGGGUAGAGUUGCUGGCGCUGCCCUGUCUUCGCACAUGGAUGUUGAUAAGAUUGCUUUCACCGGUUCCACUCCGGUUGGCCGUACUAUCAUGAAGGCGGCUGCUGCGUCGAACUUGAAGAAGGUGACUCUUGAACUUGGUGGUAAGUCCCCCAAUGUCGUCUUCGACGACGCCGAUAUUGAGCAGGCCAUAUCAUGGGUCAACUUUGGUAUCUACUUCAACCACGGACAAUGCUGCUGUGCUGGUUCGCGCAUCUAUGUGCAAGAAGGCAUCUACGAUAAAUUUGUUGAGGCCUUCAAGAAGCGAGCACAGGCCAACUCCGUGGGUGACCCCUUCGAUGAGAACACCUUCCAGGGUCCUCAAGUAAGCCAGCUCCAAUACGACCGAAUAAUGGGUUACAUCGACGAGGGCAAGAAAGAGGGUGCCAAGCUCGAGACUGGCGGCGGAAGGCACGGUGACAAGGGCUACUUCAUCCAGCCCACCAUCUUCAGCGACGUGACGCACGACAUGAAGAUUAUGCAAGAGGAGAUCUUCGGCCCGGUAUGCACAAUCGCCAAGUUCAGCACGGAAGAGGAAGUCAUCCACUUGGGCAACAACAGCUCGUACGGAUUGGCAGCAGCAGUCCACACCCAGGACCUCAACACGGCCAUCCGGGUUAGCAACGCACUCCGGGCUGGCACGGUUUGGGUGAACUCAUACAAUUUACUCAGUCACCAAAUGCCGUUUGGUGGGUAUAAGGAGUCGGGUAUUGGCCGCGAACUCGGUGAGGCAGCACUGGCGAAUUACACUCAGAACAAGUCGGUAUCGAUACGGCUGGGUGGUGCCGUGUUUUAA